Rhinolophus ferrumequinum (greater horseshoe bat) is the source of this 2676-nucleotide messenger RNA. RefSeq names its product transmembrane protein 229A (gene TMEM229A). NCBI's taxonomy places the organism in Eukaryota, Metazoa, Chordata, Mammalia, Chiroptera, Rhinolophidae. The transcript has a single exon. The record is from RefSeq and is a predicted model, not a curated record. The coding region runs from base 89 to 1189 and encodes 366 amino acids.
CCCCUCCGCCCUGCAGCUUCGCGCUCCCGGCGGCGGCGGCGGCGGCGGCGGCGGCACGGGCUCCGGCGCCCAGGCAGCCUCGGAGCCCAUGGCGGGCAGCGACACGGAUGGCGAGAGUCCGGCGCGGAGAGGCGGCGCGGCGCGGCGGCCGGGGACGCCGGGCGGGCGAGGAAGCGAGGCUGCCGCUGGCCGCCCCGAGCCGCUGUCCACUGCUGAAGAGCCGGCCGAGGGCGCCGCGCUGCCCGCCUGGAUGCGCCUGUACUUCUACGGGAUGCACGGGAUCACCCUGGACGUGCUCGUGUCCUCCGCGCGGCGCUUCGCUCGCAGCCCCGACCUCCGGAUGCUGGGCUUCUCCUCGCCCUACGGCUGCCUCCUGCACGCGCUCACCCACUUCGCCCUGGAGAAGGUCUACCUGCAGAAGCGGCGCUGCCCCAGCGCCUUGGUCUUCGAUUUCCUCCUCUACCCCUCGGCGCACGUGGGUUUGCAGACCCUGGCCGGCCAGGCGCUGCUGCUCAGCCUGGGCGGCGGGCUGGGGGGCACGGGGGCGCUGGACCUGGCGCUGCAGUACCUGCUGGCGCUCUACCACUCGCAAGUGUUCCUGGAGCGAUUCCUGCGCUUGCGGUACCGGCAACAGCAGCAGCAGCAACGGCUGGACGCGUCCCCCGCGCCUCCCGGCUCCCGAGCCCCUGCGGCAGCGGGGGGCCGGCGGCGGCGACCCCGCGGCCCCAGGGGCACCGAAGGGACGCCCAGCCGGGGAUUGCCGGACCUGCUCCGCUUUCUUUUCUUCGGAAUGCACGGCUUUUUGGAUGAGAUCUUCUUCACCUUCUUCUUUAACGUGCUAGGGCAGGGGGACGGGGCAACCAGCGGCCACACGUCGCUCUGGUCCUUCCUUAUGUAUGGCAGCUGCAGUUUCGUGGUGGAAAAGCUCUAUUUCUACCUUCACUACAGUCGCGGCUGGAGCACCUGGCAACGGGUGCCCAUCUACGUGAUCUUCAUCUAUGUGUGGGAGUUGUCUUGGGGUCUGGGUCUGCGCACCUGCGGCGCGUGUUCCUGGGACUAUUCUCACUACCCGCUCAAUUUCAUGGGUCUCAUCACCCUCAUGUAUUUACCUGGUUGGAUAUUCCUUAGUGUGUACCAGGACCUGCUUUCCAACGUGUUGUGGCGUGUGCAGUACUUACCAACUAACUAAGACCGCCCCCCACCCCCUAAAAAAGCCUCUGGAUUCCCACGAACGAAUGCAAUUUGUUUUUACACCUGUAAAAUGGAGUGGGGUUUUUCUAGCCUUUUGGUUUUUAUAUGUUUUACUAAACUCUUCCAACAUGUUUCAUUCGAUAUUUUAGUUUUUCUGACUAUUUGGAACCUAUGCAUAAUACGAUACUUUGAAAUAUUACUCGAAACAUAACUCAAAGUACUAAGCUCGUCAAUAUUUUAAAACCCUUACAAACCCAAACAACAAAACCAUUAAUUAUAUCUUAAGAUCGGAAAGCUGUAGUAUUCACUUAUUUGGGCAUAGGUGAGUGAUAGCUACUAAUCCUUUUCAUUUUUUUUUUUAAGAAUAAAUUCUUCAUAUCAGAGACCAGUGAUUUUUACAAGAUUUAGCGAAAUUUUCUGAAUUAAUGGUGUGUUUACUUUCUUUUAAAUUUUACUCUAAUUCCUUGCCAUAUUUACCACUGACCGCUGAAACUCAGUGUCUUGUACUUCUGAAACUCCAGUUAAUAGAUCUUAAAGUGCCUCCUCUAGCGCACAAGUGAAAAGAAACUAACAAAUGUGAAAACACAUCCUAUGAAAUGAUAUUUAAAUAAAUCUUUUCUAGCAACUCCGACAGGUGACACUGUGUUAAGAUAUUUGAUCUCCAUCCUGAAAAUGUUUGCUUUCCAAUGUGGGUUAGCCUUAAAUGCCAAAUGUGUUAACGUUGAUCAGAUCUGUGUUAUCUGUGGCUUACAUUUUUGUUACUGUUCAAUAAUGUAUAAUAUUCACCUUACACGUACAUCCAAGAGCCAAGGGAAAUUACACCACCCUCAAUAGUGUUCUAACUCAAGAACCCUUUCCACUUGGAGCUUCAAGAGUAGAAACAGUUCCUUGGAAUAAAAUCAAGCUGAAUGUUCACCCUAAUUGCAUUAGGCCUAAUUGUUUUUGUGGAUACAGGUAUGUGUUUUCAGCACACUUCUGCCAUGGCUCACUUGUAAACAUUUUUGUUUUUCUUUUGGGGCCCACCACAGAGCUCUUGGGCCAAACCUGAUGUGUAAUGCACAUUAUAGAUCAAUGAUAGCUUUUUGGUGACUCAUUAGUGUUAUCAACUUUGGAACUUCCAAAGUUAAAUGAAAUGAUGUAAGAAGUCAUGUCUAAUCAAUUAAUGUACUUUCAGGUUGUUUGCUGUUUUUAUUAUACUUAGAAAAGACAAGUAGAAUUGACUCAGCCAAGAAUGACUAAUACCUUCUCAGUUUUCAUUACAAAGAUAAUUAGGAAAACUUACAGUGAACAAAUGAAUAGUUUCCUAUUCAAAUUAUUAGCUUGCUUCUGCUAUAAAAGGGAACUUCUUUCUGUUCUCAAAAAAUGUCUGCUAUGGCAGUAAAAAUGAAUAUGUAUUUAGAUUUGAUUAAGUCAUACUUGUGUGAAUGUUGUAUUAAUCCACUAUCUGAGGUUGUGAGCUAAAUUAUAAGUAAUGCUAUAGAACCA